This is a messenger RNA of Cuscuta europaea, 1830 nucleotides long. The record is from the annotation of a GenBank genome assembly. Lineage: Eukaryota; Viridiplantae; Streptophyta; Magnoliopsida; Solanales; Convolvulaceae.
UGAACACUUAGUGAUAGAGUUGUAUUAGAGACGUUCUAAUGGUGUCAUCAAGGUGCGUUAAUACAAUGGAGAAGACUCCUAUUUAUAGAGAAAAAUCUAAGCUUAUUAAGAUUAGAGGAUAAUUGUGAACCACACAAUUAUUAUCUAGAAUCAUAAUUAUGAUUUCCUAAUUAUUAUACAUAGAUGAUAAUAAUUCCCAAUAAAGAAUAGUCAGAAGAUGACUAUCCAAAGAAGCGAUUUUUUAGAUCUUGACGUCUCGACAGAACGAAAACUUCAGGCCUUCCAACUUCUGCUGCCUCUUAGAUACUCGCAUGGAAUUGAAAUGAAUUGAACAUCUUCCUGCCCAGCAUCGAGGCUGUUUAGGCUUAUUAAUCUACCUCAUUGCAUGAACUGAAUCAUCACAUCGAAAAUAAUAAUAUGAAUACGGCAAAUCAAGAAUCUCCCGUUUGCUUGAAGCUGUUGAUAGAUGAGAAGGUGAAUCGAGUGGUAGCCGCCGAAGCAAACUCAGACUUCGCGGAUAUACUCCUCAGCUUCCUCACCAUCCCCAUGGGAACCAUAAUCAGGCUCACCAGCAAAACAGAUGCUCAAAAAGCAGCGUCUCUGAAAAUUGGUUGCAUGAACAAGCUGUACCAUGCUUUUGAAAACCUGAACCCAGAAAUCUGGUAUACCAAACACUGCAGGACCAUGGUGUUGAACCCGAGAAAUCCGCGCGCUGACUACUGCAAGAAAUUGAAGAUUAGUGUUGACGAUUCUGGGUCUCAGGUUACAUACAUGUGUAGCAGAGGAAGCUGUGGAAGCAAGUAUGAAGAUGUUCCCUGCAAGUGUGGUGACACGACCAAGGCCCCAAAGGAAAGAAAAUUAACAGAUGAUUCUUUGGGGGGUCAUGGAUAUAACGGCGGUGCGUUUCUGAAGAGGGGGAGGGUAAUGUUCAUCAUCAGCGACAAUUUACAAAUUAAUCCUUCUUCUCCAACAGUUCUUGCCCAGAUUCUAUCUGGUCUUGGUUCCAGCGAAAUGAACCAAAUCAGUGAGAUGUCUGUAGACGUUAGCAAGGAGCAGGUGACCCGUCUGCUAGCACGUUCACUGGUUUCAAAGUCUCCUUUAACUGAUGUGUUUCUACCAAAAAUGGGAGCUUCGAUCCUACCUAGCCUACCAUUGAACCAGCCAAGAUUGGCAUCCUUAUUAAUGCGUGGACCGAAUGGUCUUCUCCGGCAUGAAAGUAAAACUGUUCCAAAAUUGUAUCUGAAAGUGACAUUAAACAAGUCUUCAAACAAGAUUUUGUUUGCAGAGGCCACAAAUGAGUUCUUCGAUUUCCUCUGUACAUUCAUGACCAUUCCUAUCGGUGCAAUCGUAUAUAAUUUGAAAUGGAAUUCUGGGUUAGGCUGUAUGGAUGCCUUGUAUACAAGUAUGGUCGACUUGGAUGACAAAUGGUUUGAAUCUGGUGCUACGAAUUCCUUAUCCUUAUCGUUCCCUGCACUUGCUCAGCACCAUGACUGUAAGAAUCAACCUCUAAAAUUGUCGGAGUUUGGGAGUAAAAUUAUGAUGAACCCCAAGGGCGGCACAAACUUCGCGCAAGAACCUUCAGAGUUCAUAAUUUCAGAUGAUUUGGAAGUGAAGCCUCUGUCUUCUGCAUCAUGCUUUAACAUACUAAAGGCAGCGCCGGUCCCGACAAAUGAGAGGCCCCGUUAAAAAGAAAAAUCGGAGGCCCUAAUAUUUUCAUUCAUAAAAACACUCUGAAGUUCUCUUCUAUCAAAUUUUGAGAUAAAAUAAACUCAUCUGUUUGUUUUUUCUUCAUUCGUUUUUCAUUUCCAGAUUCAUACUUUCUAAUUCUAG